Fraxinus pennsylvanica is the source of this 498-nucleotide messenger RNA. The record is from the annotation of a GenBank genome assembly. NCBI's taxonomy places the organism in Eukaryota, Viridiplantae, Streptophyta, Magnoliopsida, Lamiales, Oleaceae.
AUGCUUAACUCUCCUUCGCCUUCAAAUUCUUUCAGCCAGCAGUGCCACUUCUACCUCGCCGUCGACAGACUCCAGUUCACGAUGGAAACCCUAGUGGAUCUUUUGGGCAUGGCGGGUCGCCGCCCGUGCCUCCCAAUGGUAGUGUGCUGCAGCACGCGUGAUGAGCUCGACGCUGUGUGUUCCGCCGUGUCUAAUCUUUCGUCCUACGUUUAUGUUUCCUCCUUGUAUAGUGACCUAUCGGAAGCAGAACGAGUGCGGAUUUUGGAUAAUUUUCGGCAGGCAACUGGGAGAUGGAACCGAAUGGGAAGAGAUGAGGUUAAUGGGGAAACAGAAAAGGAAGAAGAGCAGAAAUCACAUUUGGUGGUUGUCACAAAUGCGUGCCUUCCCCUUGUUGGCUCAGUGGAGUCGCCUAUUAGUGCUCGCAUUUUGGUCAACUAUGAAUUGCCCACUAAGAAGGUACAUUUUCACCUUACAAUGGAUCUGAGGAGCCUAUGUUGA